Messenger RNA from Opisthocomus hoazin, 1458 nucleotides. The record is from RefSeq and is a predicted model, not a curated record. NCBI's taxonomy places the organism in Eukaryota, Metazoa, Chordata, Aves, Opisthocomiformes, Opisthocomidae.
AUGAAUUCCAAGAGCGCUAAAGAUCUCAUUAUUGGCAAGUGGGGCUUAAAGUCGGGUAGCUCCAGGCCUAAGCGUGAUCCCGAGAAGGGCAAGCGGGAGAAGGCGGCUCUGGGAGAACCGGGGAGGGAGGAGGAGAAGGAGGAGGAGGUCGUGAAAGGGAAGAGCAAAGCGUCCGGCCCGGAGAGGAACCGGCUGCUGGAGAAAAUACUUUCUCUUGAAAAAGAAAAAGAAGAACACAAUCGUCUUCUUGGAGAGAAGGACAAAGAAAUCCAAAACCUGAAAGCCAAGCUUAGAUCCAAAACCAAGAAUAGUGAAGUCUCCUCAUUACAAAGUCAACUAGAGGAAAAAACAAAGGAAGCAGAAAGGCGAGAACAGCUACUUCGUUCUCUAUCAGAAGAAAUGAACCGGUUAAAGUGUAAUUUAUCCACUGUUACUGCAAAGUGUUCUGAGCUUGAAAACAGAGCUGGUAGUCUUCAAGCAUCCCAGGAAACUGUAACAAACAGCACUGGAUCACCAACUAGUCUUCAUGAAGUUGAAAACCAACUGAAAGAUGCUCUUGAGAAAAACCAGCAGUGGCUACUAUAUGACCAGCAACGUGAAGCGUAUGUCAGGGGACUGCUUAGAAGGAUCUUUGAACUUGAACAGAAGUCAGAAAUAGCUAGUCACCAAGAAUCUAAAGAAUUCAAUUCAGAAGGUCAACUACAAGAAGAAAAACAAAAAUACUAUGACCAGCUGUUACUAACUGCGAAGAGUGAUCUUGAGACUGAAAGACACACUAUAACCCAGCUGAAAUCUGAACUUAACGAAUUCAAAAAGAAGUACGAAGAAACACAACAAGAAGUAAUGAGUUUAAAUGCCUUAUUGCAGUUGCAGCAGGUUGCUGAAAUGAAGACUUUAGAAAAUGAAAAUAAAAUGAAAGGAGAGAAGGUGCAGAGACUAAAACAAGAAAACGAAAGUAUUAAAGGACAGCUCAGAGAAGAAAAGAAGAAGUCUGAAGACCUUUUAUGUCAGGUGCAACUUCUUCGUAAAUCGUUGCGCAAACAGCAGGAGGAACACACUAGGAUAGCUUUGUUGGAACAACAGAUCCAGAUAUGCACCACAGACUUUGAGAAUGAAAAGCUUGAUCGCCAGAACUUGCAGCAUCAGUUAAACAAAGUCCUUAUGGAACUGCGCAAGGCCAGGGAGCAAAUAACCCGUCUGGAACCUCUGAAACUCCAGGAAUCUGGACGUAUGGAACCGGAAGAAGAUUUGGAAGCUGCGUUUGAAGAGAAGCUGACCACGUAUGACAGAAGUCCUCCCCUGAAACAUUCAAGCCUUCUUGAUGAAAGUUUUCUCGAGUGUCCCAGAUGUAAAGUGCAGUAUCCAACAAGCCAGCAUAGAGAACUGUUAGCACAUAUUGACUUCUGUACAGCUUGAGCUCCAAAUGGACUUACUGUAUUUGCUUUAUACACACUGCCA